Molecule: messenger RNA, 1325 nt
Organism: Tarenaya hassleriana
Lineage: Eukaryota; Viridiplantae; Streptophyta; Magnoliopsida; Brassicales; Cleomaceae
Product: probable protein phosphatase 2C 9
Exons: 6
Coding region: 179-1024 (281 amino acids)
Biological process (GO): protein dephosphorylation
Cellular component (GO): nucleus; cytosol
Molecular function (GO): protein serine/threonine phosphatase activity
Source: RefSeq, a predicted model, not a curated record
CGUAGGAAAAGGACAUCAACGGAAGAGAACGAAGACUUCUUCGCAGAAAUUUCAUCGGCUCAGUUAUCGUUUGUGCCUUCCGAGUGAAGCAAAUUAGGGUUUUUUUUCGAGAUUGUGUGUAUGUUUGGAAGAUUUCGUAGUUUGAGUUUGAGGGCAUCGAAGAAAUUCAUCAACUUUAAUGAAAAAGCUCUGCUGCUAUAGGUCUUCGUCCGAGGUAGUAGGGGGACAAGCAUCGUCUCGGUCGGGUAAAGGGAAGAGCGAGGAAGGAGAGAUUAAGUAUGGGUUUAGUCUGGUGAAAGGGAAAGCCAAUCAUCCUAUGGAGGAUUAUCACGUUGCUAACUUCAUCAAUAUCCAAGGCCAUCAGUUAGGAUUAUUUGCCAUUUUCGAUGGCCAUAUGGGGGAUAGUGUCCCUGCAUACUUGCAGAAGCAUCUCUUCUCUAAUAUCCUGAAGGAGGGAGAGUUCUGGGUUGAUCCUCGAAGGUCUAUUGCGAAAGCUUACGAAAAGACAGACCAGGCGAUUUUAUCACAUGGUUCUGACUUGGGCCGAGGCGGGUCAACAGCCGUGACUGCAAUAUUGAUAAAUGGGAGAAAGCUGUGGGUAGCCAACAUUGGCGAUUCACGAGCAGUUCUUUGUCGAGGAAGUGAAGCCAUACAGAUGAGUACAGAUCACGAGCCCCGGACUGAAAGGGUGAGCAUCGAGGAUAGAGGCGGAUUUGUGUCUAACCUGCCGGGAGAUGUCCCUCGGGUUAACGGGCAAUUGGCUGUAUCCCGUGCCUUUGGAGACAAGAGCCUCAAAACACAUCUGAGUUCAGAACCUGACAUAAAGGAGGUUACUUUAGACAGCAGCACAGACAUCCUGGUUCUGGCAAGUGACGGCCUGUGGAAGGUGAUGUCGAACCAGGAGGCGGUGGACAUAGCGAGAAGGUUGAAGGAUCCACAGAAGGGAGCGAAGGAGCUAACUGCAGAGGCGUUGAGAAGAGAGAGUAAAGACGACAUAUCAUGUGUCGUCGUUAGAUUCAGAUGACGGCUGGUGUAAAAGAAGGGUAUUUCUAUUGGUGGAAUGCAUCAGAAGAAGAAGUCAGGGUGGUUUGGUCCAUGUAGAUUGUGUGGUUUAGGGCGGCAAAGAAGAAAGAGAGGGGGUGUGGUACUAAUAGUAAUACUAUUGGUUGGUUUGAAAAAGAGAUUCUAUUAGGAGGGGAGUUCGAAUGUUCUUCCGGAUUUGGUACUCAUUCCAAGUUUUCGUUUUGUCGUUUGUUAUCUUUGUUUAAAUGUCUCUACUCUAGUUUGAAAUUAAAGCGUGUGUAUGUAUACAUGAAGAUUCUCAA